ACUAGCCACCCCGUAGGUGAAUGAAUCGGUACACCGAUAAGAUAUUACUGGUGACAAGAGACACUUCAAUACUGCAUCGGGCAAUUAUCAAGGCGUGGGAAUUCCGCUCCUCAAAUUUAAGCUCGACGAGUCCUUGGGGAUACUCUGUCCAGCAACAUGUCGUGCACAUCCGGUGUUACCUUGCCAGAAUGGCUCGCCGCGGCGCGAUCAGAGACCUACCUAGAAAAAUCAUUUACUCUUCUGUGGAGCCGCGAACGGCAGCGCAAUAAUGUUCGUUUGACGUCUUUAUCUGACAACAGCAGAUCGACUUUCCGCGGGCUGCUGAGAGCGUCCUUGCCCCAUGGUACUGACGAACACUCCAAAUACUACUCAGUUGCGAUCGGAGGGAGCCUAGAGAAUCGGUGGGGAAAUCGUUACUCAAAUAUAGCGCCCUAUGACCGCACCCGCGUGGUUGUGGGGAAACAAGGUGGAUGCACAUGCGGAAGUAAUGAGGGAGAGGGGAAUGGACGUUACUUCAAUGCCAGUUGGGUGAGGGAGUUAUAUGGGAGGAAGCUCUGGAUCGCAACACAAGCUCCGCUGCCCGAAACGGCUCACACUUUCCUCAGCGUUAUCGCGCAGCCUAUCAUGGCAUCACCACCCUCGUCAGGUCUCAAUAUCCCCUCCGGAAGUAGGGUUCGUACGGUUGUGCAGCUUACACUCAAUCACGAAAGCGGUCGGACCAAGGCACACUUGUACUUCCCUAAUACCGUAGGGGCGACGAUGAUGGUAGAGCCGGAACGAGGUUGCGACGCCCCUCCUUUCAGAGUGACCUUAUUGGAACAAACGAUUAUCAACGAAGCUUGUUGCCUGAAAAGUAAAGUCGCUUUUGUUCCAGACGUCAAGAAUCCGGGCAAGGCUGUGGUCUUCACCCAUUUGUUGUACGCGGCUUGGCCUGACCACGGAGUUCCUGCAGAAGAAGACCAUGCUUCUCUACUUUCUUUCGUUCGUCUCGUUGAUAGAGUCAAUAAAGAGGCCACCCAAGGCAGCUCCAACGACGAUCUUGAUCCUCCUUCCAUGGUGAACUGCUCUGCAGGGAUCGGGAGGACGGGAACGUUCAUCGCUCUGUCCUCCCUACUUCGCGCUUUUGGCCUCCUUUCCUCUUCCACUGUCCCUUCGUCUUCUUGCAAGGGGACUGUUGCUAUCAGUGCCCCGUAUUCACCGUUGGGCCCUCUGCCCGACGAGUUUCAGAAUGAUCCCGUUGUUAAGGAGAUCGAUAGUUUACGGGAGCAAAGGCCGAACAUGGUGGAGAGGAUUGGACAGGCAGGUUUGAUUUACAGCAUUCUUGAGUUGGCGUUUUCCGAGAAAAGGUAGUACGUUCAUGGUGUUUCAGUUGGUCUACAAAUUGCAGAGCACUUCAGGGAGGUUCAUUAGUUUAUGGCUACUAAUGGGUCUGACGGACGCACAUUUUCCUGGCUUCCUUGCAGUCCUUAUGGAAAAUGUGCUUGGACGAGAUUGGAAUGUCUUCAGAAACCCAUAAGUGUGUCCAGAGGAUGCACCGCCAAUAUGUCAUCUGCAACGUGAAACAGUUCGGAAGGCCCGAGUCCCCAGCCACCUGUUAUACAUGUGUGCGGCCGCCGCGA
Molecule: messenger RNA, 1619 nt
Organism: Pisolithus orientalis
Lineage: Eukaryota; Fungi; Basidiomycota; Agaricomycetes; Boletales; Pisolithaceae
Product: protein-tyrosine phosphatase-like protein
Exons: 1
Coding region: 157-1350 (397 amino acids)
Biological process (GO): protein dephosphorylation
Molecular function (GO): protein tyrosine phosphatase activity
Source: RefSeq, a predicted model, not a curated record